Messenger RNA from Pelobates cultripes (western spadefoot toad), 249 nucleotides. The record is from the annotation of a GenBank genome assembly. Lineage: Eukaryota; Metazoa; Chordata; Amphibia; Anura; Pelobatidae.
CAGCCAGGUAUUAAGACAAAUAUGGAAGGAUCUCUCCUGUCAAAUAUCCCAACAGAGGGAGAUAUCAAUAAGAGACAGACGGAGGACAACCAAGAGACAAGAGAGGGAAGGAAGGAAUAUGACCAACUACUCAGACACCUGGAUGCCCAAUUUGAGAAACUAAGAGAGGAAAUACAAGCCAACACCAUGGACAUUAAGAAAGAAUGGUUAACUCUUAAUGUAGGAAUACAUGAACAGAAGAAAUACUAA